AUGGACAACUCGGUGAUCCGAUGGCACGACCUGCAGAGGUUCCAGCGAGACAGCUCCAUCGACAAGCCCUACGAGGGGAAGAACAUGUUCGUCAUGUCCUUCAUAUUCCUUGGGGACCACGAACAACUCACGGACAUCAAGCAGCCAUGGCCCAACCCCAUCGUGUUCUACGACCCCCCCGCGGAGGGCAACAUCAACCUCGCCAUCGACCCCGACAAUCUCUACAGCACGGUCAAGCCGGAGAUGCGGGUGCUCAACCGCGAGCCCUACAGGGACCAGUACCACCGCUACCUCUCCGUCCUCCCCAACUUCAACCAACUCCACGCGAUCCGCAAGGUGGCGGGGCAGCAGACCGUCCAGAACGAGACCAACGUCUGCGCCAUGAGCUUCCAUGGAGACAUGCUCACCUGCACCGCCGGAGGGGCGGAGAUCUCCAGGGUCGUGGGAUCGGGGCACCUUGAGCACUCCUUCGUGGGGGUCGCGAGCGUGAGGGAGGGCAAGGGGCUCAGGCCCGUCGGGCAGCCAAGCCUUACGACGAUGAUUUAA
This is a messenger RNA of Guillardia theta CCMP2712, 546 nucleotides long. RefSeq lists its product as hypothetical. The coding region runs from base 1 to 546 and encodes 181 amino acids. Lineage: Eukaryota; Cryptophyceae; Pyrenomonadales; Geminigeraceae. The transcript has a single exon. The record is from RefSeq and is a predicted model, not a curated record.